Hydra vulgaris (swiftwater hydra) is the source of this 3500-nucleotide messenger RNA. The record is from RefSeq and is a predicted model, not a curated record. NCBI's taxonomy places the organism in Eukaryota, Metazoa, Cnidaria, Hydrozoa, Anthoathecata, Hydridae.
AUGGUUUUUUUCUACAUUAAAUUAAUUUUAAGCUCUUUUUCUGAAAGCAUUCAAAGUAACAAAUUAAGUAUUGUUGAUGAAGAAAUUAGUUUAUUGGAAAGAGUUGAAGCAGAUAUUGAUUUUACGAUUCAUGCUAUAAAAUCAAGUUCUCCUUUGUUAAAGAGUGUAACAAAGAAUCUUUCUCCUUCUAAUUCCCUUAAGGUUGAUACUAAUAGUGAAAAGAGUGAAAUAUGUACAACAAAAAGUCAAUCACUAUCGUGUACUUUGUCUCCUAUUCAUGACUUAGAUGUAAAAAAGAGUGAAAUAUAUGCAAUAAAAAAUCAAUCACCAUCACAUACUUUAUCUCAUACCCAUGGUUUAGAUAUAAAAAAGAGUGAAAUAUAUGCAACUAAAAGUCAAUCACCGUUGUGUACUUUGUCUCCUAUUCAUGAUUUAGAUGUAAAAAAGAGUGAAAUAUAUGCAAUAAAAAAUCAAUCACUAUCACAUACUUUAUCUCAUACCCAUGGUUUAGAUAUAAAAAAGAGUGAAAUAUGUGCAACAAAAAGUCAAUCACUAUCGUGUACUUUGUCUCCUAUUCAUGACUUAGAUGUAAAAAAGAGUGAAAUAUAUGCAAUAAAAAAUCAAUCACCAUCACAUACUUUAUCUCAUACCCAUGGUUUAGAUAAAAAUAAGAGUGCAAUAUAUGCAAAAAAGAAUCGAUCACCAUCACAUACUUUGUCUCAUACCCAUGAUUUAGAUAUAAAAAAGAGUGCAAUAUAUGCAACAAAAAAUCGAUCAUCAUUGCGUGCUUUGUCUCAUACCCAAGAUUUAGAUAUGAAAAAGAGUACAGUAUAUGAAACAAAGAAUCAAUCAUUGUCACGUAUUUUGUUUCCUACCGAUGAUAUAGAUUUAAAAGAGGUUUCCAAGAAUAAAAAAAGUGGCUCAAAUCAACGUAGAAAAAUUAAGUGUAUUAUUGAUGGAUGCUCUAAAGAAACCCUUGAUCUUCCCAGGCAUUUACGUAGCAAAAAACAUAAAAACAUUCCAGAAGAUUAUGUAAAAAAAGCAUUAACUCGUUUUAAUUUAAGGAAAAGGUCAUCUGAGUUAAGUCAUUUAAAUGAGUGUCCUAUUCCUGGUUGUUUCAGUGCAGUAAUCAGAGUAGAUGAUCACCUGAAAAAUGUUCAUGGGCUUAAAUCAUCUGAUGAAAGUUAUAAAAGUUUAUUAAAAAAAUCAGCAAUAUUCCCAUUAAAUGAUACUCUUACAAUCAAUUUAUUAUCUCCAAAAAAAUAUAAUAAAAAUGAAAUGUUAGGGACAGUCAAGUUGUUGAAUGACAACAGUCAGAAAGAAUCUUUUGUUUCUAAUAACAAUUUGCAACCUAUACUUGAUCCAGUUAAUUCCUUGGCAGAAGAUAAUGCAUCUACAAUACAAAAUGUUUCAUCUUUCACAGCAUCUAAAGAAUUAGUUAAUGUUGAUGUUCUUUUAGCAGAUAGUGCUAAAACAAUAGCAGAUAGCAGAAAGAUGCCUACAAUCCUUGAUUCAGAUAAAGAUGACACUGAUAAUGAAGAUGAAGGUUCUGAGGAAAAUGACACUGAUGAAUCUUUUGUGGCAGAAGAUUUUUUUUUACCACUUCAUAAUUGUAUAAAUUUAUUUCUUGAAAAAUUCUUAAACUUUUUACUUGGUCCUGAAAAUUUACGUAAAAAAAGUUCUGCAAAUAGAACUGUUAGCGAUGUAAAGAAAUUCUUUUGUCUUGUAGAAGUCAAAGAAAAUAUUUCUGAUGUUUUUAAUGUUGAAACAGUUCGAGGUGUAUAUAUUCCAAAACUUGUGGCUAAUGACUUGAAACCUGGCUCUAUCAAAAAGUAUCUGUUUUCAUUAAUUGACCUCUGUGACUUUUUGUUGAUAGAUAGUUCUGCAUUACUUCUUUCAAAAUGUAACUGCUUAGAUAUAAACCAUCUAAAACUAAGUAUUAACAAAUGGAGAAAAACUUACAAUAAAGCAGACAGAAGGAAUUUUUGGUUAAGACAAGAAAGGGACCAUGAGUCAAUGAUAACACCUAAUCAGGUAAAGCAAUACUAUGAGUCUAAAAACUCCAGAGAAGCUUCCGACCUGUUUGAUAUAUUUAGCUCGAUUUGCAAACCAGUCACACAAUCCCAGUAUAUUACCAUGAGGGACCACUUAUUAGUUUUGAUACAUCUUGGAAAUGCACACAGAUCUGGAGUCACAGCAAAUAUAACUGUUGGAGAGUAUAAUAAGCAUGAGUUAAACUCAGAUGGAACCUAUAUUAUAUCAGUUUUGAAUCAUAAGACCUUUGAUACAUAUGGUCAUGCUCAUGUUGUUUUAAACCCAAUAACAUUCAAGUGGUUGACAAUAUACAUCACUAAAAUACGUUCACAAAUAUUAAAUCAUUGUGACAAUAUAUUUUUAACUUGGUCAGGGCAGCCCAUGAUUUCUGGUGCUAUAAGUGUUCAGCUUGGUUCCCUUUGGAAAAAGGCUGGCAUUUUUUAUAACGAAUCUGGUAAGCGAAAUAUAUGUGCCACACUGAUUCGAAAAUCUGCCUCCACUGGGGUUCGCGAAAAUACUGGAAACAUACAAGCAGUUGCUGAUCUCAUGGGGCAUGAUCCUGAAACAGCGAAAAAGCAUUAUUAUACUCGUUCUAUGCGAGACACAGCUCCAAAAGGGAGUUUGGCUAUCAGUAAGUAUUUUUAUGGCAGCAUGCCUAGUACUGCUUCAGUGUUAUCAGGACUAGACACAGAUUCAUUGGCUAGUCCUGAGAACACAAAAAUCAGAAAAAAGUGGAGUUCAGUCGAAGAACGCAUUUUAAAAAAUACAUUUAAUGGAUCUCCUACAAUGAGAGAAAUAGUUGAUAAAAUGCCAACAAUUAACAUAGUUACAACUCCUAAAAAAAUUUAUGACAAAAUUAGAAGUUUUUCUAGAUCUCCAUCUAUAAAGACCAACGUUACUCCUAAAAGGCAAAAAAUGUUUUCAAAACAAGACAUGUUACUACUGCAUUCAACUUGUAGUGAACUUUUUAAAGGUGGGCGGUUGAGUGAAGAUAUAAUUACUGAGCUUAUAAAAAAUACAGAUUUGAGCAUUAAGUACACCUGGAAACAAAUAAGAACUUGGAUUGUUUAUGAAAGGAAGAAAAAAAACCCUCAGUUAUGUAAUCAGGAGAUUAUAGAUUUAAUUUAGAUAUAUUCAGGAGAUUUGGAGGGCUGAAAGGGAUUUAUCAACUGCAGGAGUGUGCAUGGAGGAUGCAGAAACGUACCUUUUUUUUUUUGCAAACAAAAAAUAUUUGUUUUUUAUAUAGUUAUCCAGUAUAUUAUCAGUUCUGUUUACUUUGAUUGCCAGAGUCAAAUUGGAAAAAGUUUUAUUCAAGUUAUUUAGUUUUCGACUUUUUCGACAAUUUUUUUUUUAGUUUUUUUGUUAGCUUUGUCAAAAUUAGAAGUUUAUAAAAGCUCUCGGUAUUCACUUUUGAAAAAUAAGUUUUUGAGUCAAAAUUUUGAAGGUAAAGAAAGUUAGUAUUUGCU